Messenger RNA from Cyclopterus lumpus (lumpfish), 1007 nucleotides. It is a transcript of the gene tspan4a, whose product is annotated as tetraspanin 4a. Lineage: Eukaryota; Metazoa; Chordata; Actinopteri; Perciformes; Cyclopteridae. The coding region runs from base 1 to 672 and encodes 223 amino acids. The transcript has 7 exons. Gene Ontology annotation, cellular component: membrane. The record is from RefSeq and is a predicted model, not a curated record.
AUGCCCAAAACGCAGCAGUUGGGAGGAUGUGGCAUACUGGGAGUGGGCGUCUGGCUCUCGGUGACCCAGGGAAACUUUGCCACCCUGUCAUCAUCCCUUCCCUCCCUGUCGGCGGCCAACUUGCUCAUCGCCGUGGGGACCAUAAUCAUGGUGAUCGGCUGCUUGGGCUGCGUGGGCGCCGUCAAAGAGAGCCGCCCCCUGCUGCUGACGUUCUUCAUCCUCCUCCUGCUCAUCUUCUUCCUGGAGAUUCUGUCCAUCAUGCUCUUCUUCAUCUACCAAGACGAGAUCGACCACUACGCCCAGAAGGAUCUGAAGAAAGGCCUCCAGCUCUUCGGCACGGAGGGCAACGUGGGCCUCACCAACGCCUGGAUGAUCGUACAAACGGACUUCAGAUGCUGUGGAGUCACCAACCACACCGACUGGUUUGAGGUCUACAACGCCUCCCGUGUGCCGGACUCCUGCUGCCUGGAGUACAGCGACAACUGUGGCCUGGACAACCCGGGGACGUGGUGGACGGCGCCGUGCUACGAGCGCGUGAAGGACUGGCUUAAUGAGAACCUGGUGGCUCUUUGGAUCUUUGCUCUAUGCACAGCACUUACUCAGAUCCUGGGCCUGGUCUUCUCCAUGACGAUGUUCUGUCAGGCAGUGAAAGUAGAGACCUUCUACGCCUAGCGAUCGACCUCUCCGGCCUUCAGCACACUUGGAUUGUUUCUCAUCAAGAGAGGGACGGAUAUAGACCCACCCUCCUUCCUCCUCUUCCUCCUCCUCCCCCGACAGACUCUUCUUUCCUUGUCCUCUCCGUGACAUUCCCUCUCGGAUGUCACCACUUCAGUGUUUCCUGCUAACUAUCAACAAGCACAUUGUCAGUGUAAUCCCUGAGUUUGGUUCCUUAUGGUUUGCUCUUUGUCCCAAAAAAAAAAAAAAAAAACUAUUUUUUUUGUGAUACAUUUUACGAAGCAGUAUUUACGAACAUGUGUAAGAAAAAAAGGGAAAUGUAACACCUUUUU